Vicia villosa (hairy vetch) is the source of this 456-nucleotide messenger RNA. Its product is annotated as protein MAIN-LIKE 1-like. The transcript has a single exon. The record is from RefSeq and is a predicted model, not a curated record. The coding region runs from base 1 to 456 and encodes 151 amino acids. Lineage: Eukaryota; Viridiplantae; Streptophyta; Magnoliopsida; Fabales; Fabaceae.
AUGGCAUUUGCAGAGAGGUGGCACACAGAGACUUCGUCAUUCCAUCUUCCACAUGGUGAGAUUACAAUCACGCUUGACGACAUCGCAUGCCUCCUGCAUAUACUUAUCAGGGGAACCCUUCUUGGUAAUGGUAGGCUGACCAAGGAGGAAGCGAGGGAGGUUCAUAUUGUCGAGCUCAGGGAUGAUCAUGUGGAUGCGCUUGAGGAGGUAGAGAGGACCCGCAACGCGCACAUGAGGUUUUCCUUCUUGACACAGCAGUACGAAGCCGAGUUCCUUGCGGUACAACAGACUGCUGAUAACCCAAUAGAGGAUGACAUACACAGACAGCGGGUGCUGAGAUGUUACUUCUUAUUUUUGUUAGGCACUCAGCUGUUCAUGGACACCAGUUCCUCAUACACAAAUGUCGUUUACCUGAGCUACUUAUCGGAUGCCGCAUGUAUCCACGAGUACAACUAA